This is a messenger RNA of Cuscuta campestris, 1778 nucleotides long. The record is from the annotation of a GenBank genome assembly. Lineage: Eukaryota; Viridiplantae; Streptophyta; Magnoliopsida; Solanales; Convolvulaceae.
UAUUUAUGGUAGUUUACAUGUAUAGGUUCUCUUCCGUAAUUAGGAAUCUUCUGUAACUAUUUAUACGAGGCUUCGCCCUCCGUUAUUUCUCAAUAGAAAAUAACAAUUCUUCAUGGUAUCAGAGCCUCUCGUUGCUCUCCGUCUCUCGUCCGACCCAGCGUAGGCAAAACCCUAGCCGUGCCGUCGCCGUCUCUCUCUCUCGGCCGAACAGCAGCCGCCGCCGUCUCUCUCUCCUCCAUCGGCAGUGCCCAGCCACUGUCUCUCUCUGGCGAUCUCCCUCCCCACGGCGAGCAACCACCCACCAGUCACCAUGUCCGAGAAGCCUUCCGUCACCGACUCGACGUCAUCUUCUCCAACUCCGCACUUGGCGUUCACCACGAUCUCGAACGUGAAGCUCCAUGUGCCGAUUCUCCUACGCUUCUCCGAACCCAACUACAAAAAGUGGAGCCGACUCUUCCUUCUUCUUAUUCGAAGGUUCUCUUUGGGCGAUUUCCUCACCGGCAAGUCAUCCCCUUCCAGCGCCGACGACUCGGAAUGGUUCCAACUUGACGCUCUCAUACAAGGUUGGAUCCUCUCCACGGUUAAUGAUGAAAUUUGUGAUCUUGUUCUCUCUACAACCAACUCCGCAUCCGAGCUUUGGAAAGCCAUCUAUAACAUCUUCCACGACAACAAGCCGGCCUGGGCGAUGCAACUUGCGGAUUGGUUGGAUGAUGUAGAUGCCACCGUCUCCGAACAACAACUUGUUCUUCAAGUCUUGCGUGGCCUCCCGGAUGAUCUUCGAGCACAAACAUCGUUCCUUCAAUACCAAACGCCGCCCCCGACCUUCCUCCAAACCCGUUCGGCCCUCCUCUUAAUUGAACAACAACGGGCUGAACUGGGCGUCGGUAGCAACACAGGGGAUGGUGGCACGACGUUAUACGCCCGGCAGUGGAGGCCCGCGGAGGCAAGGCAGCGCAGGUUUCCUUCUCAUGGUUCUGACACGGCUUAUCUUCUUCUUUAUGUGGACGACAUAGUCCUCACAGCCUCCUCCACUGCUCUUCUCACCCGCCUUACUCAGAAACUUAAGGGAGAGUUCGCCAUGACAGAUAUGGGGGACCUCAAUUUUUUCCUUGGGAUUAAUGUUCAACGCACUGGCGGCGGCCUCUUUCUUCACCAGACACAGUUUGCCCAUGAAAUCCUGGAACGUGCUGACAUGCUCCACUACAAGCCCAUCUCCACGCCAGUCGACACCAAAGCAAAGCUGUCAGCCACGUCCGGAACACCACUUCCGGACCCCUCCGUAUACAGAUCCAUCGUCGGCGCCUUACAACUGUAUCUUUAACACACAACACAUUCACACGGAUGUUAAAAGCUAAAACAUCAAUAUUAAUUGAAAUUCUCACAAAUACGGAGUAUCAAAUGUCCAGCAAGAAAAAAUUAAGGAGGAAUUUGAAUAUUAGCAAUGAUUUGAAGAUUAUACCAAAUAAAUACCAUUACACAAAAGAUUUUCAGGUUUUGGCACUGAAAUAUACUUUAAGAAACGAGAUCCGAGGGCUAGGGUUCAAGAUUUAGUGCCGGCAGCGCCUCCAUCAUCCUCGAAGUCUCCUUUCUCUCGCUCCCUGGCCUGUUCGCAUCAAGUAGGAGCUCUUCCCUUUCCGAUUUCAUGCUCUCCGCCGCGUGGAAGAAGAAAGAGAAGAGGAGAAUGAAUGGAUAACAAGUGAAUGGCUGAAGUUUUGCUACUGGAUGUCUGGAUAACACUGGAGAUAAUGAAUGGUGUGGGUUUGCUACUUGAAUGGAUA